Molecule: messenger RNA, 2534 nt
Organism: Myxozyma melibiosi
Lineage: Eukaryota; Fungi; Ascomycota; Lipomycetes; Lipomycetales; Lipomycetaceae
Exons: 2
Coding region: 283-2220 (645 amino acids)
Biological process (GO): SCF-dependent proteasomal ubiquitin-dependent protein catabolic process
Cellular component (GO): SCF ubiquitin ligase complex
Molecular function (GO): protein binding
Source: RefSeq, a predicted model, not a curated record
GUCCUUAUGUCACAACUCAUUAGAGACAUUGUUAUACUGACAGCGUAAAAUAGCUCUGUUCACGGUUUCUUGAUUCAGAGUCGAGGACGCUCGAUAGCACAACUGUGCAAUUCUGUGUUUCGGGUCCACGUAGCACGCACCCCGACAGCCUCAAAAACCACUCCUCCUCAUCCUUUAUAGAUUCCAACUUCUCAUAGAAAUUUUCUCCUCCUUGUAGUAUUAUCAACACUCAGACAGAUAGCAGUAUUGAACAGGAGUGGCGCAGACUAUCUGGAGCAAAUCAUGUUCAAACUACCCCUGAACAUAAUGCCAGCCAGCAAGUUCGUCGUUCACGACCUCACCUGGUCUUGUCCCAAGCCAACCAAGGUUGAUCCGUCUGGCAACGCGGGCAGGAAUGGCUGCUCGAUUAAGCGGUUGUCGGACGAGAUUCUGCUCGAGAUAUUUGCUUAUUGUGACUCCUUCUCUGUUACUCGUUUCAUUAUGGUCAACCGGCACUGGAAUAAACUGGGAACAGCACUUCUGGAAAGGAACUGGACCAGCGUUUCUGACCGAGACCUUAAAGACGCACACCUCAAUACUAAUGAUAAAGCAAACCGGCUGAUCAGAAGGAUCGCUCCGGUCUUGCGCUCCCUUGAUAUUUCAUCCGAAGUCAGCGUGACUUUGAGCGGGCCUUUCCCGCCAUUCAGUCGCCUCGAGGAACUGGUCCUCGGUGGUUAUGGGUUCAGAACCUAUGAGACAGUUUUCCAGAUUAUCAGUACCAGCCAUUCAACCCUCCGUUCGCUGACUUUCGAGUAUAUAAGUGACCUGACAGAAGGCUUUGCCAUACGUCUAGCACCCUACUUGAAAAAUCUGCAUAAGCUCUUUCUGAGAUACAGAUUAAUCCAAAAUAAUAGCGCUGCUGGUAGUGCCAUUCUUCUUGGCGCGCCAAAUGAACCGCGCAGCCUGCUCUUACCACGCGGGUGUGAAGGGAUUGAUUUGCUAACCAUACUGACCGUGAUCAGUACGCGCUUGGAGACGCUCGAAUAUCUUGGGUUGCAUUGUACCUCGUUCGAUAGCGAAGGUUUGCUUGUUCUUUUUGAAGAUGGAAAUGCACAAACUGGUACACCAACUAUGUCGCCAUUGAAACUGCAUGGGCUGAAUUUGUCACAAUGCGAAUAUCUGGAUGAUGCAUCCAUCUUUGACGAACUGAGAGGCCGUCUGACAAAUCUAACGUAUCUCAACAUCUCGUUUCUGGAUACAUUUUCCUCUGACCCCUUUCAACUAGCGCAAUUCUUACAGUCGACUCCGAAAAUUGAAACGAUCAGUGCUCAGGGCACGCAAGGGUUCACUGAUGAGGUCUUGCUGAGUCUUCUACAUUCAUGCACAUCUUUGAAAUACUUGCAUUUUGAAGAGAACACCGAGCUGACGGCAUUGGGAAUCAGUCGGUUCAUCAGGUCGGCGCCAGACAGCCUUCUGUGUAUUACCUUUCUAAAUAUGAACUCCAUUACAGACUUGGUCGUUUUGGAGUUGCUGAAUCUAUCUCGGAAAAGAUCAUGGGAAGCGUUUACUAAGGAUCCCAAGAAUUUUGUGUCUCGGUGCAAUCUAAAAUUUGGUGUAGGCGGUUGCGACAAUGUCACUGACGCAAUCUUUGUUCUCUAUGUUUUACAACUUUUUGAAUAUUAUUUGGUGCGGCCGGACGAGGUAGUCCUUGGCUCUCAGCCGCUGUCGUCGCUACGAUGGACCGGGGAAGUCUUUGGGUUUCUGUCAACAGAUAUUCAGGAUGCAGAUCAGCUCACAAGCGUAGUCCAGCCGUGCUACCCCUUUAUGACGUCGGAAUUCUAUGACUGUAUUGAGGAGGAGCAGGAGCAGAGAUUGAUGCGAAAAAAACUACUAAUCUUGAUGAAACGCACUUUACUUGGAAUCGCGUGGUGGAUGGAGGGCUCGGAGGAGCAGUUUCCACACAGCAUGAGACUGCAGAUAUUGUUUAGGCAGUACUUGCAAGAGCUCACGACAAUUAAGGACGCGCGGUUUGCUAUCUGUGGCUUUAGGAUGGCUGCCGAUGAAGCUUUUGGGCGCGAGGAUGUAGAGGCGGCGUUAAAUAGGUUUGGGGUCAAGUUGUCGGCGCAUGAGGUGAAGCAGGAGGACGGUGACUUUGGGGAAGAAUCCGAUGAUCAGCUUGAGAUUGCCUCCGACGACAGUAUAUAUGGCGCUAACGAAGAUCUCAGCGAAGACGAGUUCUAGAGCGCCAACAAGACUACCGGUGAUUGAUCGGCAGGUGGUUCGAUUUUGACUGUUAGAUCCGACUCCUUGCAGUUGCAGUGUAUAAAUACUGCUGAUAUCUAUAUUGCUCUGGCUUUCGUGAUUGCGGUAAUCUCCAGCGUCAUAUUGUGGUGCCGUAUUGCUAGUAGAUAAUAUCCAGCAGUUGAUGCAGAGAUCAUGCGUCUCGUUCCGGAGGCUCUUGAGUGAGUUCUCAAUGAUCAUGCACUUAUAUGCACAAAGCAGCAGACAGACUAAAGUAAAGUAUAUACGUUGUUCCAAACAAUUAUAGAAGAGAC